Molecule: messenger RNA, 2946 nt
Organism: Megalops cyprinoides (Indo-Pacific tarpon)
Lineage: Eukaryota; Metazoa; Chordata; Actinopteri; Elopiformes; Megalopidae
Product: serine/threonine-protein kinase Nek5-like
Exons: 24
Coding region: 231-2825 (864 amino acids)
Biological process (GO): protein phosphorylation
Molecular function (GO): ATP binding; protein kinase activity
Source: RefSeq, a predicted model, not a curated record
CGUUAAUGGUUAUCUUAGAUUAGACGUUAGUCUAGCAAGCUAAAUAUAGCGAAAGUAUUUUGUCUGUAUUUAGUGUUUAGCUGUCAUGCUAGCUAUUCUAAAUGAACGCAUCAACGUCAUAUAUUAAAAUAGGCGAGUUAGGGAAAUGCAAACUGUGGUGGUACCUGACAAGCUAACCCACAUCACCAUUAUGUCUCCUUGAAACUUGCAAGCUAAGACGUUUUAGUGCGAUGGACAGUUAUAAUAUUGUCCGAAAGAUUGGAGAAGGUGCCUUUGGAAAAGCAUUCUUAGUCACAACCAAAGAGAGCGGCAAACAAUGUGUGGUAAAGGAGGUGAACGUGAGAAAGAUGUCAGCAAAAGAAAAAGAGUCCUCUCGAAAAGAAGCAACUCUGCUCUCCAGGAUGAAUCAUCCAAAUAUUGUUAAAUUUUUAAAAUCAUUUGAAGAGGGGACCAAUAUGUACAUUGUGAUGGAGUACUGCAAUGGUGGGGAUUUAAUGAAGAGGAUCAAUAUGCAGAGGGGUGUUCUGUUUAUUGAGGAUCAGGUAAUGGACUGGUUUGUGCAGAUCUGCCUGGGAGUAAAGCACAUCCAUGACAGAAAGGUGCUGCACAGGGACAUCAAAACACAGAAUAUAUUUCUAACCAACAAUGGGACGAAAGUAAAACUUGGUGACUUUGGAACUGCAAGAAUGUUAAACAACACCAUGGAGCUGGCCAGGACAUGCGUGGGAACGCCCUAUUAUUUGUCUCCAGAGAUCUGCGAGAAUAGGCCUUACAACAACAAGACGGAUAUCUGGUCGCUGGGCUGUGUACUCUAUGAACUCUGCACCUUGAAGCACCCUUUUGAGGGCAGUAGCCUGAGGCAGCUGGUGGUGAAGAUCUGCAAGGGCCGCUAUAACCCAGUCUCUCCUCACUACUCCUGCGACCUGCGGAGCCUGAUCACUCAGCUGUUCAAGGUCAGCCCUCGUGAUAGGCCCUCUGUCAACACUGUCCUCAAGAAGCCUUUUUUGGAGAAGCGCAUCGGGAAGCACCUGGACUCCCAGAUGAUCCAAGAGGAGUUCAGCCACACCGUGCUCCACAGAGACAGACCUAAGGAACCCCAGCCCAGAGUGAGAGCUGGUUCAGCACAGACUGCAGAGAAAGUUACAAAGGCCAAGGCUGGAGAGAGGCCUGGUCCAUGUAUGAAGCCAGGGCCCAUGACGAGAAAACCGCCCCUGAGGCCAGCAUGGAAAUCUCCAACAAAGCCAGUGUACUCCAAAGCAGCAGCGAUGGAGAGGCCACUGGUCAGACACUACGGUCAUUACGACCACUACGGGAGGAACAGUCACCUUAUAAACCGGUGCGAUGAGCCACGUGGUCACUACGUCCACUACCAUGCCCAGCUGGACGCCAUGCAGCGGAGGCGCCAGGAGGAGGCCGCUGCGUCUCCCUCUCCUCCUCACCAAACUCCGGGCCAGGCGAGGGCCAAUGACUGCCAUGGCAACAGCCCAAACAUUCUAGAACCUUACAAGCUAGUGGCAGCUGCGAGGGAGGAGUACUUGCAGCGGAGACAGGAAGCCAAUCAGUACAAGCUGAGAGCUGAGAAACAGCUGGGCCUUCGCCCCUCCACUGCGGAUGAGGACGGCUACAAAAUCUCAGAGCAAGAGCGCGGGGCGUCACCUCCGCCGGGGGCACGCCACCAUGCAGGCCAUGCUGGGAGACAGGGAGGGCAGCAGGAGUACUUGGAGCAGCUGCAGCUGAUCCGACAGCAGUAUCAGAACGAAGUCAGAGAGCUCCGGAUGAAGGCGGCAGCAGAGCCUCAGCCUCAGCUUCAGGCCAAAGUCAUGACCUUCCUGGUGGAAGAGCCCCAGUCCAGAGAGAACCCUGCACAGCCAGAAAGCGAGAAGAAUGAGAGGAUUGUGCCUGAACAGAAUGUGGACAGAGAGCUGAGAAAAAUCAUGGACCAGAACAGGAAGGACAGGAAAGCUCUGGAGAGGAAGUUCAGGGACAAGAAAGGGAUCAUGUUUGAGGUCCUCCUGAAUGAUGAAGGGGUGCAGGAGGAGGGAGAGAAGGAAGCAGAGGAGGAGGAUGACCCCUUGAACCAGACUCUAACCUUCCAAGCGGGAGAGGAACUGAAACAGAGGAACUCCACGAGGGGGGAGAGGAAGGGCUGGGGUCAGGGAGCACCUAACACGUUGCUCAGUGCCCUCGCCGAAAUGGAGGUGUCGUCUGUCUACCCCACCAUGUCUGAGCCUGGUCUCGUAGGAGGAGCAGAGGAGGAAGGGGAGGCAGAAGGGGUGAGGAGGCAUUGGGGUGAUGGCCCCCCCAACACCCUGCUACAAGCGCUGGCUCUGGCAGAGCUCACCUCCACCUUAGACCCUGACUCCGCAGAGAACGAGGCUGGGGAUGAGGAUGAGGAAGACAGUUCUGAUAUAGACCUGGAUGAAGAGCGCCUGGAGCCCAGGUCAGAUGAUGAGGACACAAACUUUGAGGAAUCAGAGGAUGAGCUGAGAGACGAGGUGGCAGAAUCCAUGAAGAACUACUUCUCAUUGGAGGAGGAAGAGGAAGAUGAAGGGAAGGAAAAGAACGGAAGAGAAGUUAGUGAACAAGAGAAGGGGGAAGAUAAGGUAGAUGGGGAGGAGUCUACGGCCUCACAUGAAGUAAACGCUGUGUCUGAGCCUCAGGGUGACACCAUCGCAGUCACCUCCGCACAAGAGACGGAGACCAGGAGUGACGUGCAGGCUGCAAACCAGACGCACACGGACAAGCCUCAGGUUCUGGAGGAUGACCAGGCCAAGACUGGAACCGGGAACUGCGAGAACCCCGAGGAGCAUCAGGACAUAGACUAGCUCCUACAGUACCAUCACCAUCAAGAAGCACUGUCAUCUUGACUAAGAAACUUCAACCCCCAGAUUUUUCCAUAUACAUUUCUAUAUAAAUUUCCAUAUCUAUUUCCAUCUAAACCAUAUA